This is a messenger RNA of Hippopotamus amphibius kiboko, 830 nucleotides long. It is a transcript of the gene HINT2, whose product is annotated as histidine triad nucleotide binding protein 2. The record is from RefSeq and is a predicted model, not a curated record. Gene Ontology annotation, molecular function: hydrolase activity. The transcript has 5 exons. NCBI's taxonomy places the organism in Eukaryota, Metazoa, Chordata, Mammalia, Artiodactyla, Hippopotamidae. Gene Ontology annotation, cellular component: mitochondrion; cytoplasm. Bases 245 to 736 code for a protein of 163 amino acids.
CCAAUGGAAUAGAAAAUUCGCCGAGGUGACAGGGCAAGCCAAGGGGAUGAAAAGAUCCCGCCUCUACCGCGGCGGCGGAGCCAGUGGCGUGCCGGGCCCAAGAGCGCAACCCAGUGGGACGACGGGGUUCGCUCCCGGCCGCGGACGGAGCCAAUAACCGCCGCUCGCCGGCUCCCCGGCGCCCUUGGCUGGCCGCAGAGCCAGGGGGCUGGCCCGCUGGGAGAGUCCCGCUGCCGAGGGGAAGAUGGCGGCGGCCAUGGUGCUGGCCGCCGGGCUCUGCGUGGCGCGCCGGGCGGCGGCGGUGGCGGGGCCGCGGGGGGCGCAGGUCCGAGGAGCUGCAGGUAUGACUGAUGGGAAUGAAGUGGCCAAGGCCCAGCAGGCAGCUCCUGGGGGCGCAGCCCCAACCAUCUUCUCCCGGAUCCUGGAUCGAAGCCUCCCAGCUGACAUUUUGUAUGAGGACCAGCAGUGUCUCGUAUUCCGUGAUGUGGCCCCUCAGGCUCCUGUGCACUUUCUGGUCAUUCCCAAGAAGCCCAUUCCUCGCAUUAGCCAGGCUGAAGAAGAAGACCAACAGCUUCUAGGACACCUUCUCCUUGUGGCCAAGAAGACAGCAAAGGCUGAGGGGCUGGGAGAUGGAUACCGACUUGUGAUCAACGAUGGGAAGCUGGGUGCACAAUCUGUGUAUCACCUGCACAUUCACGUACUUGGGGGCCGACAGCUCCAGUGGCCUCCAGGAUGAACCUGCCAAAUGACCAAGGACCUCAGACCUGGAUGCUUGGAUAGGGUGGGGAAAAACGGCACCCUGUGAUACUAAUAAACUUGCUCUUCCUCAA